Nelumbo nucifera (sacred lotus) is the source of this 1821-nucleotide messenger RNA. RefSeq names its product putative protein phosphatase 2C 9. NCBI's taxonomy places the organism in Eukaryota, Viridiplantae, Streptophyta, Magnoliopsida, Proteales, Nelumbonaceae. Gene Ontology annotation, biological process: protein dephosphorylation. Gene Ontology annotation, molecular function: protein serine/threonine phosphatase activity. The record is from RefSeq and is a predicted model, not a curated record.
UACAGUUUGUGAAUGAAUAAUCAAAAAUAAUAAUUGAAGGAGGAGAAAGAGAGAGGCGGUACAGACUACAGACAGCAAAGUCAACAGGAAAGAAGUCUGCCCUUGUGGCAGCUUUUUUAUUUUUUUCUCUUCUGCACUGGCGAGGAACACAACAAAACGGUUACAAAUUCGGAAAAAUAAACACCAACACCAGCGAUUCCUCUCAUACUUGUAUUAGUUUAUUAUCUCUUUCGUAUUCGUCUUCCCAGAGUAGAAAGUUUUUACAUGUUGAUUCUCGCUUUCCCUCUUUUCUUUUUCUUUUAUUUUCAAUUAUUGUUUAUAUUACUUGUGCGAUCGAAGAACAAGAAGAACUUCAACAGCAUGGAUAGCCCAAGUCCUCUCUGCCCUUGCACUCGCUUUCGAUUCUGAAACAAGGAGAUUGGUGCCAGAUCGGUAAGAGAAAUUCCGAGUUUAUGAAAUUCUGGUCGAAAUCGUUGUUUUUCUCAGUGGGUUCUGCCUAAAAUUUCCAUUUGAGAAUAUAAGAAUAGAUAGAUGUUGAGAAUUUGGUGGAAGAAGUAGAGGUGGUGCAGGUUUAUAUGGAUAGGUUGUGCUGCUUUUAUGAUGCCUAUUCUGAGCUUGUAGGAGUGCGUUCCUCAUGUGGCUCCGGUAAGGGGAGAAGCCAUCGAGGUCCAAUCAAGUAUGGAUUCAGCCUCGUGAAAGGUAAAGCAAAUCAUCCCAUGGAGGAUUAUCAUGUUGCCAAGUUUGUCCAGGUUAAGGGUCGUGAACUUGGAUUAUUUGCUAUUUAUGAUGGCCAUUUGGGAGAUAGUGUGCCUGCAUAUUUACAGAAGCAUUUGUUUGCCAAUAUUCUAAAGGAGGAAGAAUUUUGGACUGACCCCAGUAGAUCCAUUUCAAAAGCCUAUGAGAGGACUGACGAAGCAAUUCUUUCCCACAGUCCCGAUCUGGGACGAGGUGGAUCAACCGCAGUUACUGCAAUACUUAUAAAUGGUCAGAAGUUAUGGAUAGCCAAUGUUGGAGAUUCACGGGCAGUUCUUUCAAGAGGGGGACAGGCAAUACAGAUGAGUACUGAUCAUGAGCCUAACACUGAACGAGGAAGCAUAGAGGAUCGAGGUGGAUUUGUCUCAAACAUGCCAGGGGAUGUCCCAAGAGUGAACGGCCAGUUAGCAGUUUCUCGUGCUUUUGGAGACAAGAGUCUUAAAUCACACUUGCGAUCAGAUCCUGACAUACAAAAUGCAGACAUUGAUUCUGAUACUGAUCUUCUCAUCCUUGCAAGUGAUGGUCUAUGGAAGGUUGUGGCCAAUCAGGAGGCAGUUGAUAUUGCAAGAAAAAUCAAGGACCCACAGAAAGCAGCCAAGCAACUAACAGCUGAAGCAAUAAAUAGAGAUAGUAAAGAUGAUAUAUCCUGUAUCGUUGUUCGAUUUAGUUGGUAAAGCAUGAAGGUGCAAUUUAUCCUUAGCUGCUGCUUUGCAUAUCUUAGGAAUCUCCAUUAGUGGAAUGCCAAUCUAUAGACGACACCAGCCAUGAGACUUGUGCCUCAGUGGGGUGGUCCUCACAGUAUCCAGCAGAAUUACGAAAUUACUCUGAACAAAGGUUAUAUUGCUUCGCUUCCCGCUGUAAAUUUUUUUCUUUUUUUUUUUCCUUUUCCUAGGUUGUGGGCUUUGAUAUUGUUUGAUUUCUUCAACAUUUAUUAGCAAUCUGUUGUACACCAUCAGUUUUUCCUUCUCUUUUUUAUUCUAAUUUCUAUUUCCAUGAAAUCCAUGAUGCAAUAUAGUGGACAGACGGAUUAUUUGUGAUAAUUAAUGGAAAGUCUGGUUUUGUUGUUCA